CGCGAGGGUCUAAGCUGCCUUUCUCCUCCGGUUGCUAGGGAAAUGGUCCAGGAGUGCCGGGCGUGAGCUUCGCCUCUCGCCAAGCCUGAGACUGCGGUUGUCACUGAUCUCCUGAAGAAGCAGGACCCGAAAUUACAGACAUUAGCAAUGAUGUGUGAAGUGAUGCCCACGAUUAAUGAGGACACCCCAAUGAGCCAAAGGGGGUCCCAAAGCAGUGGCUCGGACUCAGACUCCCAUUUUGAGCAGCUGAUGGUGAAUAUGCUAGAUGAAAGGGACCGUCUUCUAGACACCCUUCGGGAGACCCAAGAAAGCCUUUCACUUGCCCAGCAAAGACUGCAGGAUGUCAUCUAUGACCGAGAUUCGCUCCAGCGACAGCUCAAUUCAGCCCUGCCACAGGAAUUUGCUGCACUGACAAAAGAAUUAAAUGCCUGUAGGGAGCAACUCCUAGAAAAGGAAGAAGAAAUUUCUGAACUUAAAGCUGAAAGAAACAACACAAGACUGUUACUGGAGCACUUGGAGUGCCUCGUGUCCCGACAUGAAAGGUCACUAAGAAUGACAGUGGUGAAACGGCAAGCCCAGUCCCCCUCAGGAGUCUCCAGUGAGGUUGAGGUUCUCAAGGCACUGAAAUCUUUGUUUGAGCACCACAAGGCCUUGGAUGAAAAGGUAAGGGAGCGACUGAGGGUUUCUUUAGAAAGAGUCUCUGCACUGGAAGAAGAACUAGCUGCUGCUAAUCAGGAGAUUGUUGCCUUACGUGAACAAAAUGUUCAUAUACAAAGAAAAAUGGCAUCAAGUGAGGGGUCCACAGAAUCAGAACAUCUUGAAGGGAUGGAACCUGGUCAGAAAGUCCAUGAAAAGCGUUUGUCCAAUGGUUCUAUAGACUCAACUGAUGAAACUAGUCACAUAGUCGAACUACAAGAAUUGCUUGAAAAGCAAAACUAUGAAAUGGCUCAAAUGAAAGAACGUUUAGCAGCCCUUUCUUCCCGAGUGGGGGAGGUGGAACAGGAAGCAGAGACAGCAAGAAAGGAUCUCGUUAAAACUGAAGAAAUGAACACUAAGUAUCAAAGGGACAUUAGGGAGGCCAUGGCACAGAAGGAAGAUAUGGAAGAAAGAAUCACAACCCUUGAGAAGCGUUACCUCAGUGCUCAGAGAGAAUCUACCUCCAUACAUGACAUGAAUGAUAAACUAGAAAAUGAGUUAGCAAAUAAAGAGGCCAUCCUACGGCAGAUGGAAGAGAAGAACAGACAGUUACAAGAGCGUCUUGAGCUGGCUGAGCAAAAGUUGCAGCAGACUAUGAGAAAAGCCGAGACCUUACCUGAAGUAGAGGCUGAACUGGCUCAGAGAAUUGCAGCCUUGACAAAGGCCGAAGAGAGACAUGGAAACAUUGAAGAACGUAUGAGACAUCUAGAAGGUCAACUUGAAGAGAAAAAUCAAGAACUUCAAAGAGCUAGGCAAAGAGAGAAAAUGAAUGAGGAGCACAACAAAAGAUUAUCUGAUACUGUGGACAGACUUCUGACUGAAUCCAAUGAGCGCUUACAGCUACAUUUAAAGGAGAGAAUGGCUGCUCUAGAAGAGAAGAAUGUUUUAAUUCAAGAAUCAGAAACUUUCAGAAAGAAUCUGGAAGAAUCUUUACAUGAUAAGGAAAGAUUAGCAGAAGAAAUUGAAAAGCUGAGAUCUGAACUUGACCAAUUGAAAAUGAGAACUGGCUCUUUAAUUGAACCCACAAUAUCAAGAACUCAUCUAGACACCUCAGCUGAGUUGCGGUAUUCUGUUGGAUCCCUAGUGGACAGCCAGUCUGAUUACAGAACAACUAAAGUAAUAAGAAGACCCAGGAGGGGCCGCAUGGGUGUGCGAAGAGAUGAGCCAAAGGUGAAGUCUCUUGGGGAUCAUGAGUGGAAUAGAACUCAGCAAAUUGGAGUGCUAAGCAGCCACCCUUUUGAAAGUGACACAGAAAUGUCUGAUAUUGAUGAUGAUGACAGAGAAACUAUUUUUAGCUCAAUGGAUCUUCUCUCUCCAAGCGGUCAUUCUGAUGCCCAGACUCUAGCCAUGAUGCUUCAGGAACAAUUGGAUGCCAUCAACAAAGAAAUCAGGCUAAUUCAGGAAGAAAAAGAAUCCACGGAGUUACGUGCUGAAGAAAUUGAGAACAGAGUGGCUAGUGUGAGCCUGGAAGGCCUGAAUUUAGCAAGAGUCCACCCAGGUACCUCCAUCACUGCCUCCGUUACAGCUUCUUCACUGGCCAGUUCAUCUCCCCCGAGUGGACACUCAACGCCAAAGCUCACCCCUCGGAGUCCUGCCAGGGAAAUGGAUCGGAUGGGAGUCAUGACACUGCCAAGUGAUCUAAGGAAACAUCGGAGAAAGAUUGCAGUGGUGGAAGAAGAUGGUCGGGAGGACAAAGCAACAAUUAAAUGUGAAACUUCUCCUCCCCCUACCCCUAGAGCCAUCAGGAUGACUCACACCCUUCCCUCCUCCUACCACAAUGAUGCCCGAAGUAGUUUGUCUGCCUCCCUUGAGCCAGAAAGCCUUGGGCUUGGCAGUGCCAAUAGCAGCCAAGACUCUCUUCACAAAGCCCCCAAGAAGAAGGGAAUCAAGUCUUCAAUAGGACGUCUGUUUGGUAAAAAAGAAAAAGCCCGACUUGGGCAGCUCCGAGGCUUUAUGGAGACUGAGGCUGCUGCUCAGGAGUCCCUGGGGCUAGGCAAACUUGGAACUCAAGCUGAGAAGGAUAGAAGACUGAAGAAAAAGCAUGAACUUCUAGAAGAAGCUCGGAGGAAGGGAUUACCUUUUGCUCAGUGGGAUGGGCCCACUGUGGUUGCAUGGCUGGAGCUCUGGUUGGGAAUGCCUGCUUGGUACGUAGCAGCCUGCCGAGCCAACGUGAAAAGUGGAGCCAUCAUGUCUGCUUUAUCAGACACUGAGAUCCAGAGAGAGAUCGGGAUCAGCAAUCCCCUGCAUCGCUUAAAGCUGCGACUAGCAAUCCAGGAGAUGGUCUCCCUAACAAGUCCUUCGGCUCCUCCGACAUCCCGAACUCCUUCAGGCAACGUUUGGGUGACCCAUGAAGAAAUGGAAAAUCUGGCUGCUCCAGCAAAAACGUGUCCGGUUUUUCUACAGACUCUGGCUUAUGGAGAUAUGAACCACGAGUGGAUUGGAAAUGAAUGGCUUCCCAGCCUGGGGUUACCUCAAUACAGAAGUUAUUUUAUGGAAUGCUUGGUAGAUGCAAGAAUGUUAGAUCACCUAACAAAAAAAGAUCUCCGUGUCCACUUAAAAAUGGUGGAUAGUUUCCAUCGAACAAGUUUACAAUAUGGAAUUAUGUGCUUAAAGAGGUUGAAUUAUGACAGAAAAGAACUAGAAAGAAGACGGGAAGCAAGCCAACAUGAAAUAAAAGAUGUGUUGGUGUGGAGCAAUGAUCGAGUUAUUCGCUGGAUACAAGCUAUUGGACUUCGAGAAUAUGCAAAUAAUAUUCUUGAAAGUGGUGUGCAUGGCUCACUUAUAGCCCUGGAUGAGAACUUUGACUACAGCAGCUUAGCUUUAUUACUACAGAUUCCAACACAGAACACCCAGGCAAGGCAGAUUCUUGAAAGGGAAUACAAUAACCUCCUGGCUCUGGGAACUGAACGGCGACUGGACGAAAGUGAUGACAAGAAUUUCAGGCGUGGGUCAACAUGGAGAAGACAGUUUCCCCCCCGUGAGGUACAUGGAAUCAGCAUGAUGCCUGGGUCCUCAGAAACAUUACCGGCUGGAUUCAGGUUAACCACAACAUCUGGGCAAUCGAGGAAAAUGACAACGGAUGUUGCUUCAUCAAGACUGCAGAGGUUAGAGAACUCCACUGUUCGCACAUACUCAUGUUGACAAGCCACACAAAGGAGGCAGCACUGACUUGCUAUGUCUUUUCCGUCUACUCUACCUAAAGUGCACUACCAUCUCAGAAGACGAACAGUGAAAACCUUUGUGAAGACUGAAUUCUAAGGACACAACCCCAAGUAAUGACUUAUUAAGCUGAAAAUGUGAUCUGGGGGAGUCAGAUAUUAAGUUUGAUUAGUUUACUACAAUUGUAAGAAAAUGCUUAAGUCAUUUGAAUAAUAAGCAUCAUCCACAUCCUACAUUCUGUACAACAGAGGCUUUUAUGAAAUGGAGCCACUUGUUUUUUCAUGUUUUAUUGUAAUAUACUACGCAUUUAUGUAUUACUGUGUAUGUAUUUCUUUUUAAAUGUGUCUUCUGUAAAUGGAUAUAAAUAUGAUUUUUAAAAAAAUAAAAUAUAUGGUUCAUGGAGUCUCGAGUGCAAACAUUUGACAAUCCCAAGUACUGUUUGUAUUUUACCAUCCCACCAUUUUUACAGUUUUUGAAUUGUAACAGUCAAAUCGAUAUGUUUCUCCUUCAAGUCUGUCAAUACUUAAAGCUGAAAACCUGCC
Mirounga angustirostris (Northern elephant seal) is the source of this 4397-nucleotide messenger RNA. RefSeq names its product PTPRF interacting protein alpha 2 (gene PPFIA2). Gene Ontology annotation, biological process: synapse organization. The coding region runs from base 148 to 3837 and encodes 1229 amino acids. The record is from RefSeq and is a predicted model, not a curated record. NCBI's taxonomy places the organism in Eukaryota, Metazoa, Chordata, Mammalia, Carnivora, Phocidae. Gene Ontology annotation, molecular function: protein binding. Gene Ontology annotation, cellular component: presynaptic active zone. The transcript has 30 exons.